AUGUUAGUUACCAUUAAGGACAUUUACCAACAAGCCGAAAAAUUAAGUGAAGACGGGGAAAUUAUUAAAGUUGGUGGCUGGGUAAAAUCAGUUAGAGAAGGCAAAGAAAUCACCUUCAUCAAUCUUAAUGAUGGUUCAACACUCGAUAAUUUACAGAUAAUUAUUUUGCAAAAAAAAUUUUCCCAACUAGAUUUAUUGAAAAAAAUAAAUUUUGCUAGCAGUUUAGUAGUAAGCGGCAAAUUAGUUCUUACUCCGGAAGGAAAGCAAUCUUGUGAAUUGCAGGACACAAAAAUUGAAUUCAUUAACUACGUUGAUCCUGAUUAUCUGUUGCAAAAAAAAAACAUUCCCUUAGAAGUAGUGCGUGACUAUCCCCAUUUGCGAGCCAAAACUAAUUAUUUUUUAACAAUAUUUCGCUUGCGUCAUUCUAUCAGCAAAUCCAUUCAUGAUUUUUUUCACCAGGAAGGUUUUUAUUACAUUCCGACGCCAAUUAUUACUAGUAAUGACACGGAAGGAGCAGGCGAACUAUUUAAUAUUAAUACUAGCGAAAAAGAGCCUUUUUUCCCCAAGCCAGCCAAAUUAACCGUCAGCGGUCAACUGCAAGCCGAAGCACUAGCUCAAGGAUUAGGGAAAGUUUAUAAUUUUUCUCCGUGUUUUCGUGCUGAAAAAUCUCACACUACCCGUCAUUUAGCCGAAUUUUGA
Molecule: messenger RNA, 699 nt
Organism: Ambispora gerdemannii
Lineage: Eukaryota; Fungi; Glomeromycota; Glomeromycetes; Archaeosporales; Ambisporaceae
Source: the annotation of a GenBank genome assembly